Papaver somniferum (opium poppy) is the source of this 933-nucleotide messenger RNA. RefSeq names its product embryonic protein DC-8-like. The record is from RefSeq and is a predicted model, not a curated record. The transcript has 3 exons. NCBI's taxonomy places the organism in Eukaryota, Viridiplantae, Streptophyta, Magnoliopsida, Ranunculales, Papaveraceae. The coding region runs from base 1 to 933 and encodes 310 amino acids.
AUGGCACGUAUUGCCGCACUUACUCCACAACCUCGAGAUGAGGUGUCAAAAGCGCAUUCCCCAGCUCUCGGUCAGCCCGUAUGCUCCAUCAUCGAGUGCAUUCUCUUACUCUCAGCGCACUCUCCAUCUCUUGGAGAUGAGAGAUACUGCGGGAGAGAGAACAAAAGAAUAUAUCGGAGUGUCGCUGAGAAAGCCAGACAGGCGAAAGACUCUACGGUCGAUACCGCCAGAGAAUACACCGGCAGUGCUGCUGAUAAGGCAAGGCAGACGAGAGAAGUUGCUGAAAGGAGGAGUAGGGAGUAUGCAGAUACCAUCAAGGAUUACGCUGGAAGUGCGGCUGAAAAGGCUAGGCAAGCAAAAGAUGCGACCGUCAACACAACCUAUGAUUAUGCUGGAAGAGAUGCUGGUACGACCAAAGAGUAUGUUGGGGCCGCAGCUGAUAAGGCAAGACAAGCAAAGGAUGCGACUGUAGACACUACCUAUGAUUAUGCUGGCAGAGCCGCAGAUGAGUCCAAGGAGUAUGCUGGAGCUGCAGCUGAGAAGGCAAGACAAGCCAAGGAUGCGACCGUGGAUACAACCAAAAAUUAUACUGGAAGUGGAACAGAUAAGACCAAAGAAUAUACUGGAUAUGCAGCUGAUAAAGCAAGGCAGGCAAAAGAUUCGACAUUGGACACCACAAAGGAGUAUGCGGGAUAUGCUGCUGAUAAAGGAAUAUGCAGGAAUGCGGCAGAAAAGGCUAGUCUAUCUAAGUAUGCUACAGUAGACACCGCGAUGGACUAUGCUGGGAGUGCAGCCGACAAGUCGAGAGAGGCAAAGGAUUAUACUGCUGAGAAGGCUGUCGAAGGCAAAGAUACUGCAGUUGGAAAGAUUGUUGAUUUGAAGGACUCUGCAGCUGCUGCCGUUAGUAGAGCUAUGAAUCUCCUUGACUGGUAA